This is a messenger RNA of Effrenium voratum, 2254 nucleotides long. Lineage: Eukaryota; Dinophyceae; Suessiales; Symbiodiniaceae. The record is from the annotation of a GenBank genome assembly.
GCUGAAGCCAUUUUGAGGCAGCUGCCCAAAGGGAGCGCCAUUCUCUCUCGCCAUUUGUGCUUGGGGGAUAUCCGGGGCGAGUUCGUCCGUUUAUUUGGUGCGGAAAGAUGGGAUUUCGCCAAGUUCAGCCCAGACAUGGAGAAGCUUGCCGGAUCUGGGCCCGCUGAAUUUUUGGAAAUCGGAAUCCCAAGAGAGCCCGAGGAUUUUGUCAAGGAGGCCAUCGCCAGAGGUCACCCCAGAGCCUUCUGUUUCAGACCUAACUGGGAGUUGAGGUCGCUGGCCGCCGACAGCCUGGGCGCCGACACGAGCGAAGUUGAGAAGGCGCGGACGACCUUCUUCAAGAAGUGGCUAACGAGGGCGCUGCGCUUGAGAAAGGAGGAGCAAUCCAAAUGGGAAUCUCUCGCACCCCACUUGAGACCGAUCCUGAAAGGAAAAAGACUUGUCUUGUGGAAGCAGAUCCUCAUGGAAAUGGGAUAUGCUGAUGCAGGCGUCCUGGAUGAGGUGGCGGAUGGAUUCGCUCUCUCUGGUUGGAUGACGGCAAGCAAGAUCUUCAAGCCUUUUGUCAGACCUCCAAAGUUUUCUGUCAACAAGCUUCGUGAAGUGGCCAAAGGACUCAAUAAUGCUGUUGUGGCAAAAGUCCUGACGGAAAAUGAGCUGACUCUGGAGCAGGAGAUUUGGCGUCAAACGCAAGAAGAAGUCGCUUGCGGAUGGCUUGCUCUUGAUGACGACAACAGCAUUGAGGACAAGAUCCUUGCGUACCGCUUUGCUGUGGUGCAGCGCAAUAAGGUUCGGAUGAUUGACGAUUUUUCUUUGGGAGGAUUGAACAGCACAUGUGGACUUCCGGAACGGCUUGAAGUAGAACCUGUUGACUCGGUGCUGGCCAUGGCAGUGCAAGCCAUGGGGGAAGAUCCAGGCUCAAGGAGCAUCGUGGGACGGACUUACGACCUGGUCUCCGCCUAUAAGCAGUUCGGAGUAUGCCCUUCAGAUGUUGAAACGUUGCGUAUUGCAGUUAAGGUGCCAGGCGAACGGGAAUUCAGGCUCUACAAGGUCCUGGCGCUCCCGUUUGGCGCGGUCGCUAGCGUGGCAGCUUUCUUGAGGAUAGCAAGGAGCAUCGUCCAUAUCGCCAGGGAAGGAUUGCGAGUGCCUAUCACUUCUUUCUUUGACGACUUCACGGCGCUGGCUGUCGAGUCUGGCGCUGAGAGCACAAACUUCGCCGUGACGGGCUUGUUCAAACUCCUGGGCGUCCAGUACGCAAGAGAGGGACCAAAAGCUCCCGACUUUGCUGCGGUCUUUUCAUGUCUCGGAGUUGUGGUGGACAUGAACCAUUUCCGGGGUGGCUCCAUUGCGGUCAUGCACACCGAACAAAGGGUGCUGGAGUUGAAGGAGACGCUCGGUCAGAUAUUGUCCUCGGGCACUUUGAGCCGAAAAGAAGCGGAGAAGCUGCGUGGAAGGUUGAUAUGGUUUUCUUCUUUUGUAUUUGGCAGGAGGCCUAACAGGGCUGUGGCUACACUGAGUGCUAUCGCGUCAGGUGCCUCGCAUUCGUCCUCGUUGGCUGAAGAGCACAAACUUGCCCUGGCGUCCCUUCUGGAGUAUGUCAACGUUUGCAGGCCCGUCUCGAUCUCAAGACGUAUUCUGGAAUGUUGGUACAUAUUCACGGAUGGCGCCUUUGAACCACAUGAAGCAGAGCCUGGGUCUGUGGGUGGAGUCCUAGUGUCACCUUCAGGAACGGCUUGUGCAUGCUUUGGUAGUAAAGUGCCGCGCUCGAUCAUGGAUUCCCUUUUGGCACACCGAGACCACCCCAUUUUUGAACUGGAGUUGCUGCCGGUUUGGAUCUCCUUCGACCUGUGGGGAAACGCUUUGAGAGAGAGGCAAUUGGUGGUUUACAUAGACAACAGUGCUGCGCAAGGGGCGUUAGUGAGAGGACGCACCGAAGGUACAAUUGCCAACUACCUGAUUGAGAGAUGCUUGGAGCUAGAGCCAGGGCAUCAGCAGUCGUGGUAUGGACGCGUACCCUCCCAUUCCAAUGUGAGUGACGGUCCAAGCAGGCUAGAUUUUAGCCAUCCUCUUCUGGCAUCAGCAAGUAAGGUGGAAAUCUCAUGGACGAAAUUUCAGAUCCGUGACCACUUGUAACUGGGGAGUUGCGGGUGCUCACAGGAACCACACCUUACAGGUGCCCUGAGUAUGAGCGGUUGGCCCGGAGGAUGAAUUUAAUUUUUCGAGACUCCCCACUUGCGCAAACCAGAAGAGGAAGCCG